Molecule: messenger RNA, 453 nt
Organism: Ostertagia ostertagi
Lineage: Eukaryota; Metazoa; Nematoda; Chromadorea; Rhabditida; Trichostrongylidae
Source: the annotation of a GenBank genome assembly
AUGCUUCCCUUCCUUGUCACAGCACUUUUCCUUUCACGUGCAUUUGCACAAACAACAGAUUCCAAUGAAUCGACUGAAUCCACAUCACGUCCUACAACAACUUCAGAUACCAAUGAUUCUAAUGAGUCAACAUCACGGCCUACACCCGUGCCAACAGCGAGAAAUCUUCAGAACGCAACCAACAACACUAUUGACCGCUUGAACGAAAUGAUAGCUGACAGUCAAAAUGAAAGAAACACUAACCUAUUCAGGACGGCAAUCACAUCCCUUCGGAAUGUGCAACGGCUUGACUACGACAGGGAGACAUUACAACAACUUGCAGAGAAUAUUCGACGUUUGAAUGCUGCUAAUAAUUUGUACGACAGGAGUGACUGCACUGAGGACACGGACUUUGAUGACGACAUCGACGGCCUCAACGAUGACGUGAGAAUUUCUAUAUUUUGGAUCGCCUAG